GGCUGGUCUGGAGAACAUGGUUGGGAUUGUUUUGAUGGGACGGUGGCGGAGCCAUCUUGUUUUAUAUCCGUCCUAAGCCCGUUUACCGAGCCAGAUGAAACAGCCAUGGAAUAUGAUACUAUAUCCCGCCUGAAAUAAACACAUUCGAGUAUCGAAACUCAUUUCUUAUCGACGGAAUAUACGCAGCGAGCAGAAUCAGUCGCUCGAUCAUUUAUUUAUCAACAUCGGGACUGGUGCUUUAAGUGCAUUUUCUCUCGCACAUUUUCUCUGGUGUAAGAUACUAUGAAUGGAGGAUAAAUGUUGCCGAAGGCUGACAGCGGUGGUUUUGUGCUUCUCCUCUUCAUUCUGACAACAACAGAUCCACCACGGACAGGUCCACGGGUCGCUCGGGCCAGACUGCUGUCAGAGCUGCGCUGCAGUCCUGGCCAGUUUGCCUGCCAGAGUGGAAAACUGCAGUGCAUCCCCCUGACCUGGCAGUGCGAUGGUUGGACGGCCUGUGAGGACAAAAGCGAUGAGAUAGAUUGCCCUACAAUAAAGGAGGAACGGUAUCGUUACAGCAACGGUUUUGAGCCGGUGGAGGACGUCAUGGGUGUCGCUCAGCCAGUGCGCUUCAACAAGAAGUGUCCGACUGGCUGGCACCAUUACGAAAAAACAGCUAGCUGUUAUAAAGUCUACCUGAGGAGUGAGAACUACUGGCAGGCGGUGGAAACGUGUCAGAAAGUCAACGGCUCCCUCGCAACGUUCGGCACCAAUGAAGAGCUGCAGUUCAUCCUCAAGAUCGAGGUGGACUUCGACGAGAAGGUGUGCGAGCGAAAGGACCAGUGCAAGUUCUGGGUGGGAUAUCAGUAUGUGAUUACUAACCAGAAUCAUUCACUGGAGGGCCGUUGGGAAGUGGCAUAUAAAGGGUCCAUGCAGGUGUUUCUGCCUCCGGAGGGUCUGGCUAACUUCGGCGAGGCCAACCCUACGCAGGAUAACGUGUUUUGCGCCCAGCUGCAGCGCUUCCAGAUCAAGAGCAUGAACGAGCGGGGCUUGCACAGCUGGCACGCGGAAAACUGCUACAAAAAAUUCCCCUUCCUCUGCAAGAGAAGACAAACUUGUGUGGAUAUCAAAGACAAUGUGGUGAAUGAGGGCUAUUACUUCACGCCUAAAGGGGACGACCCGUGUCUGAGCUGCACGUGUCACGACGGUGAGCCGGAGAUGUGUGUGGCCGCCCUGUGUGAGCGCCCGCAGGGCUGCCAGCAUUUCCGCAAGGACCCGAAAGAGUGUUGCAAGUUCACCUGCUUGGAUCCCGACGGCAGCAGUCUGUUUGACUCUAUGGCCAGUGGCAUGCGGCUCAUUGUGAGCUGCAUCUCGUCCUUCCUCAUCCUCUCUCUGUUGCUCUUCAUGGUGCACAGACUGAGGCAGCGGCGGCGAGAACGCAUCGAAACCCUCAUUGGAGGAAACUUGCAUCAUUUUAAUCUGGGUCGGAGAGUCCCUGGCUUUGACUACGGGCCGGAUGUGUUCGGAACGGGCCUGACGCCUUUGCACCUCUCCGAUGAUGGUGAAGGUGGAGCGUUCCACUUCCAGGAGCCCCCGCCCCCUUAUGCUGCCUACAAAUACCCAGAUAUCCACCACCCCGAUGACCCUCCUCCUCCAUAUGAGGCCUCCAUCAACCCAGACAGCAUCCUCUACAUGGACCUCGGGCGGACCGUGGUGCCGCUCGCGACUGGGCAUGUGAGCGGCGCAGCCAACUCUCUCCAGAGGGAUUUCCCUGAGCCGGCGCUCCCCGCCCCCCCGCCGCCCCUGGAGGAGCGCGAGGACUCCAUCGACAGCAGCACCUUACUGGUCUCUCCAGACACCCCCAGCGAAUCAGAGGCCAGCAUCACGCAGAGCUCCAGCGCAGACUGCAGCAGCGGCCCCUCGCUGAGCACCAUGGUGUAGGUCAUAGGGUACGUGUCCAGACUGAUCGCUCUACUAAAUCAAGGAGGCUGUAGGACUGUUCAGAGCAGAGACUUCAGACGUGAAAGAAAAGACGCUUGUUUCGGGUUUUUAUUCUGCGUUUUUUCAGCUCGAGUCACAUGUAAAUACUUCCAUCGGCCAUCGGUUGACUGGCUUGAUGUUGGGGAGGGCCGAUAGAGCACCUCUCUCUGAGGUUUACACUGGCAUGUGUCGAUCACCACACUUUGAGUGAAUGAACCGGUUGAUGAAAAGACAUUUUAGGCCUUAGUGGUGUAAUUCAGUCAACCUGACGUUCUCUCACUGGAAUCAUGUCCUGCACACUGACUCUUUCCUGGCACAAAGAAGCUAUUACUUUCUUGAUUCAUUACUGCUCUGUCCAAACUGACCCUAAAGAAAGCUUUCUUGUGUGGUCAGCCACCU
This is a messenger RNA of Rhinichthys klamathensis goyatoka, 2358 nucleotides long. It is a transcript of the gene dgcr2, whose product is annotated as DiGeorge syndrome critical region gene 2. NCBI's taxonomy places the organism in Eukaryota, Metazoa, Chordata, Actinopteri, Cypriniformes, Leuciscidae. The transcript is spliced from 11 exons. Gene Ontology annotation, cellular component: membrane. Gene Ontology annotation, molecular function: protein binding. The record is from RefSeq and is a predicted model, not a curated record. The coding region runs from base 298 to 1920 and encodes 540 amino acids.